Molecule: messenger RNA, 1681 nt
Organism: Sorghum bicolor (sorghum)
Lineage: Eukaryota; Viridiplantae; Streptophyta; Magnoliopsida; Poales; Poaceae
Product: two-pore potassium channel 2
Exons: 2
Coding region: 163-1332 (389 amino acids)
Biological process (GO): stabilization of membrane potential; potassium ion transmembrane transport
Cellular component (GO): plant-type vacuole membrane
Molecular function (GO): potassium ion leak channel activity
Source: RefSeq, a predicted model, not a curated record
UAAACCAGUCCAUUCAUCCCAGAAACGCCAGGGAAGUGUACAUCCCUGCUUGAAUGCCUAGUGGCCACUUCCAUCAUCAAGGUCUCGGCAGAACCACCAUGGAUAUAAAGAGAUGAUCCAGCCUGAGAACUACAAGCUGCAACAAGCAAUCCAAGCUCCAAUAUGUCCUCCAUGAAAGAGCCUCUGCUACCUUUGGUCCAGCGCGACCAGAAGUACAUUUCCAAGAAAGACAGAAGAAGAUCCUGUGAUGUUCCAAGCAGGUGUGCAACCUCCUUUUCCCCAAACAGCUAUGUCAAAGCUAACUUCAGCACUCCCAAUCAUCUGCCACCCACUGAUGAAAGUACCAACAUGGUGUCCUCACCAAAUAUCCAGCGGGUGCACUCUUCACCUUCUAUAUUCACAUCAAGCAAAGAAGCACACUGUGUGGAUGAGCUUGAUGGCCAAAGCCAUGCUGCUGAUGCACAAUAUACACCAUCAAUCGCAAGGCAGGCUAUUGUCAGUGUCAUCUUAUACAUCUCAAUAGGGGUACUUGUGUACAUGACAAAUGUUGAAGGCUUCAAGGGGAAAUCCACAUUCAAGUUAGUGGAUGCCCUUUACUUCACCAUCAUUAGUUUGUGCACAAUAGGAUACGGCGACAUAGUCCCCUGUACUACCUUCACAAAGGUGUUCACAUGCUUGUUCCUACUAGUCGGUGUUCGUUUCAUCGACCUUGUGCUAAAUGGGCUGUUGACAAAUGUACUGGACAAGCAGAGAACAGUUCUACUUAGCACAAUGGAUGAUAACAAGCUUAACAAGGUGUUUGACACCUACAUGAUUGAUGCUAGAAAGAAAAGGUCAAGAGGGAGGAUGAAAGUAAUAUUUGCAUUAUUGGUUGUAGCAGGCACUAUCUCAAUUUGCACAAUCAUAGUACAUGAAGUUGAGGGCCUAAACUGGAUCGAUAGUUUCUAUUUAUCAGUCAUUUCUGUUACAACAGUUGGAUAUGGAGACAAAAGCUUCUCAACAACAGCAGGAAGGCUCACUGCCACUGUGUGCCUGUUGGUAAGCACUUUAGCAGUUGCAAAGGCCUUCUUGUUCCUAACAGACUUAAGGAUGGACAAAAGAAACCGGCGGACUACAAAAUGGAUCCUCAAGAAGAAAAUGGACAACGAGCCCCUUGUUGGAGACCUAGACAACGACCCUGCUGUAAGCAAAUCAGAUUUUGUGAUCUACAAGCUCAAGGAGAUGGGGAAGAUUGAUGAGAAAGACAUCAAAUUGAUCUCUGACCAGUUCGAUCAGAUAGAGUUUGGAAAAUGUGAAAGGAUCCCUCUCGCAGAUAUAAUUGGAAAAUUAUGAAUCUGGUAUCUGUAACUUAGGAAUAUCCAUAUCACGAUGAUAGAUGUCCUCUUAGACCCUCAUGCUUUGUUAAGUAGCAUGCACAUGUAUGUGUGACAUAUUUAAUACCCUUGCAUGUCAUGAGUGUUCAAAUACAUUAUCCGUUGCAGUUUUACUCAAAUCUGAAAGUUGCGUAUUGUGGUUGAACUAAAGACUGCAUUAAUCUCCAGAAUGACUUAAACAUAUAGGGAAAAACAAAUUGUAAGAUGUAUAGGUAUACAGGAAGAAACACAAUGAACCAACAGACAAUAUUCAAUGCAUUCAUACAGGUAUUGAAUUCCUGAGGUUUCCUUAAGCAAUGGAGAGGCGA